Molecule: messenger RNA, 3804 nt
Organism: Mya arenaria
Lineage: Eukaryota; Metazoa; Mollusca; Bivalvia; Myida; Myidae
Product: mucin-2-like
Exons: 2
Coding region: 1-3804 (1267 amino acids)
Source: RefSeq, a predicted model, not a curated record
AUGUCAGUGACCACCGCAACGCUAGAGCAAACGCCUACCAUUUCAUUAACACAACAGAAAGCGAAACAGACAACACCAUCACAAAAUACGCAAACCACAACGAAAGUAACACCAACAACAACCACUUUCACACAAACAACGACAGCUACCAUACCAACAACGGCCACUACCACACCUAAAAUUAUCACUACCGCACCAACAACGGCCACUACCACAUCUAAAAUUAUCACUACCGCACCAACAACGGUCACUACAACUCAAAUAAAAACCACUACAACACCCUUAACAAGUAGUAGAACGCAUAAACCAGUAACAAACAUAAUCACAUCAACAACGAAUACUACAGCACCAAAUCCAACAAGAUCCACAUCGACAACCACAACAACACCAAAACCAGGAACGACCACUUCAACAUCAAUACUAUCGGUGAUAAAAACAACACCAAAACCAACAACGACUACUUCUACAACAAAACCAUCGACGAACUCUACAACAUCAAAACAAACAUACACCUUCUCAACAUCAAAAACAACGACGACCACUUCACUACCAAAAUCAACGACGACAACUACAACAUCAACACAAACAUCGACCAUCUCAGCACCAAAACCAACGACGACCACUACACUUCCAAAAUCAACGACGACAACUACAACAUCAAAACAAACAUCGACCAUCUCAGCAUCAAAACCAACGACGACCACUACACUUCCAAAAUCAACGACGACAACUACAACAUCAAAACAAACAUCGACCAUCUCAGCAUCAAAACCAACGACGACCACUACACUUCCAAAAUCAACGACGACAACUACAACAUCAAAACAAACAUCGACCAUCUCAGCACCAAAACCAACGACGACCACUACACUUCCAAAAUCAACGAUGACAACUACAACAUCAAAACAAACAUCGACCAUCUCAGCAUCAAAACCAACGACGACGACCACCAAAACAACAAAACCAAACCUGAAAACUGCAACAUUAAAAUUAACCGAGACAACUUCUACACGAAACCCAACGAUGACCAUAACAACAACUAAACAAACAACAACCAGUGCAAUAUCAAAACCAACAACGACCUCCACAUCGCCAAAAUUAAAAACGAGAACUUCAACAUCAAAAUUAACAAAGACAACUAUAACACCAAAACCAGCAACGACCACUUCAACAUCAAAACUAUCGUUGACCACCACAGCACUCAAACCAGCAACGACUACUUCUACAACAAAACCAACGACGACCACUUUACUACCAAAGUCAACGACGACAACUAAAAUAUAUAAACAAACAUCGACCGUCUCAACAUCAACACCAAUGUCGACCACCACUACAACAUCAAAACAAAACCUUUCCUCAACAAUAUUAAAAAUAGCCACGACAACUACUACGCGAAACCCAACGACGACCACGACAACAACAAAACCAUCAACGUCAACUUCAACACCGAAACCAACAACGAGCGCUUCAACAUCAAAUCCAAAAACGACUUCCACAUCGCUAAAAUUGAAACCGACAACUUCCACAUCAAAAUUAACGACGACAACAACAACACCCGAACCAACAACGACUACUUCUACAACAAAACCAACAUCGGACACUACACUACCAAAAUCAACGACGACAACUGCAACAUCAAAACCAACGUCGACGACCAUCACAACAACAAAGCCAACCCUGCCUACUACAACAUUUAAUGUAACCACGACAACUACUACACGAAACUCAACGACGACCACCACAUCAACAAAACAAACCACAACCAAUGGAACAACAAAACCAACAAUAACUGCUACAACAUCAAAUCCAACAACGACCUCCACAUCGCCAAAAUUAAAAACGACAACUACAACAUCAAAAUUAACAAUGACAACUAAAACACCAAAACCAAUAACGACUAUUUCAACAUCAAAACUAUCGGUGACAACAACAACACCCAAACCAACAACGACUACUUCUACAACAAAACCAACGACGGACACUACCCUACCAAAACCAACGACGACCACUUCACUACCAAAAUCAACGACGACAACCACUACAUCAAAACAAACAUUGUCCAUCUCAACAUCAAAACCAACGUCGACCACCACUACAACAUCAAAACAAAAUCUGACCACAACAACAUUAAAAAUAGCCACGACAACUACUACGCGAAACCCAACGACGACCACGACAACAAACAAACCAUCAACGUCAACUUCAACACCAAAACCAACAACGACCGCUACAACAUCAAAUCCAACAACGACCUCCACAUGGCCAAAAUUAAAAACGACAACUUCCACAUCAAAAUUAACGAUGACAACUACAACACAAAAAACAGCAACGACCACUUCAACAUUAAAACUAUCGGUGACCACCACAAACCCCAAACCGGAUACUUCUACAACAAAACCAACGGCGACCACUUCACUUCCAAAAUCAACGACGACAACCACUACAUCAAAACAAACAUUGACCAUCUUAACAUCAAAACCAACGUCGACCACCACUACAACAUCAAAACAAAACCUGACCACAACAACAUUAAAAAUAGCCACGACAACUACUACGCGAAACCCAACGACGCCCACUUCAACAACAAACUCAUUAACGUCAACUUCAACACCAAAACCAACAACGACCGCUACAUCAUCAAAUCCAACAACGACCUCCACAUCGCUAAAAUUAAAAACGACAACUUCCACAUCAAAAUUAACGAUGGCAACUACAACACCAAAAACAAUAACGACCACUUCAACAUCAAAACUAUCGGUGACCACCACAGCACCCAAACCAACAACGACUACUUCUACAACAAAACAAACGACGGCCACUACCCUACCAAAAUCAACGACGACAACUACAACAUCAACACAAACAUCGUCAAUCCCAACAUCAAAACCAACGGCGACGACCAUCACAACAACAAAACCAACCCUGCCUCUUACAUCAUUAAAAGUAACCACGAAAAGUACUACACAAAACCCAACGACAACCACGACAACAACUAAACGAACCACAACCAAUGGAACAACAAAACCAUCAAUAACCGCUACAACAUCAAAUCAAACAACGACCUCCCCAUCGCCAAAAUUAAAAACGACAACUACUACAUCAAAACUACCGGUGACCACAUCAACACCCAAACAAACAACGACUAGUUCUAAAACAAAAUCAACGACGACCACUUCACCACAAAAAUCAACGACGACCACUACAACAUCAAAACAAACGUCGACCACUGAAACAUCAAAACUAACUAAUACAAGUGCUACACAAAAAUCAACUACAACCACUGCUACAACAAAACCAACAACAACCACUGCAUCACUUAAUCCAACGACGACCAAUGCAACACUAAAGCCAACGACGACCAGUGCAACAUUAGAACCAUUUUCAACUUCGACAACAAUCACGACCACUACAACACUUCAGUCGACAACGGCCACUCCAUCAAUUGAACCAAAAUUAACCAGUGAAACAUCUGAAACAUCAAGACCAACGCUUACUACUACAAUUAGACCAACCACCAACACUACAACUCUAAAACCAACAACUACCACUACGGCAAUAAAUCCAACGACAAACUCAACACAACCAAUACCAAGGAUGACUACUACACCAUUUAAACCUAUGACGAAAACUUCUACACAAAAGCAAUCAUCGACCAUUAAAACAUCAAAUCUUACAUCAACGACCACCAACAUCGAACAUAACAGCAUCAAUACCAAAAACGACAACAACAAGGUCAAUACUUACAAAGACCAGUUCAACAAAACAACAAAUUACGACCACUUCAACCUCAGAACCAACGCCUAA